This is a messenger RNA of Olea europaea var. sylvestris, 1308 nucleotides long. Its product is annotated as peptidyl-prolyl cis-trans isomerase CYP21-4-like. Gene Ontology annotation, molecular function: peptidyl-prolyl cis-trans isomerase activity. Gene Ontology annotation, biological process: protein peptidyl-prolyl isomerization. The transcript has 8 exons. Bases 231 to 947 code for a protein of 238 amino acids. The record is from RefSeq and is a predicted model, not a curated record. NCBI's taxonomy places the organism in Eukaryota, Viridiplantae, Streptophyta, Magnoliopsida, Lamiales, Oleaceae.
UGUUCGGUCCAAAAGAUUAUAUAUCACGCGGUGGCUGUGACUCUUACAUUUCAACUGAAAAUUACUCUCCACUCAAGUAAAAGUAAACAAACUUCGAGAGAUUAAAUUCAAGAAUCGCGAUAACUGCCAAAAAAAAAUUUCAAUUGGAGUUCAAUUCAGAUCGAACUUUCUACUUUUGGAGAGAAAGGAAAAUUAAUUAAGAUUUUUGAAGUGUUUAUUGUAAAAGUUCAAUGGCAAGGAUCAAACCUCAAGCUCUAUUGCAACAAAGCAAGAAGAAGAAGGGACCAAGUCGAAUCAGUGUUGCUACCACUGUAAUUUACGGCAUCGUGGUUGUUGGCAUGGUGCUUUUCAUUUUUGCCACCUGCAGAUACUGGUCUAAAAGGUCAAAACUUCACAUGGAGGAUACAUUAUCAGCUGUAGAGCACGAUAAUUCCUUUGGCGAUAGCCGUGAUACAAAGAAAGUUGACAUUCCUAGAUAUGCUGUGAUAAGUACCUCAAAAGGCUCAAUAACUGUGGAACUUUACAAGGAAGGUUCUUCUCCUGAAGUUGUCGAGAAAUUUGUUAACUCAUGUUUGAAGGGGCGCUUUAAAGGAAUGUUCUUUAACCGUGUAAUAAAGAACUUUGUCAUUCAAGGGGGUGAUGAUGAUAGUGUUGGAACGACUGAAGAUUGGACUUCAAAGGGAAAGCAUUAUAGUCAACUUGAUACAAGCCUGAAGCAUGAAGCUUUUAUGCUGGGCACAUCUAAGACAAAACGUGAUGGGGGCAGAUUCGAUCUUUUAAUUACAACUGCACCAAUUCCAGACUUGAACGAGAAAGUUAAUGUAUUUGGACGUGUCAUCAAGGGAGAAGAUGUUGUACAGGAAAUUGAAGAGGUGGACACAGAUGAGCAUUAUCGGCCCAAAACUCCAAUAGCUAUCAUCGAAGUGACUCUGAAACGGAAAAUUUAGAAGAUGUAAUGUUCCUCUGACAGGAUCUCAUGUCACACAACAAAAACAUUUAAUGCUGAAGAAAGAAAGCCUCUUUACGAGUGUUGAUUUGUUGCCUCGGCUUUUUCACUUGAGAUUUCUUGUUUCUUUUAUAUUAUACCACAUGCAGCUUCGAGUUCUGAUAGGAUAAAGCUUGAUUUUACCCUGUUUGUAUAAUUUACUUCGAUUUUUCCACACAUUUUGCUUCAGCCAUCAGAAUUUUUAUGUUAUAGAUUAUGUCGUGAUAGGCGGUUAAUAUACCAGAUAGUCUUCAGAGAAAUUCAUUGAUAUCCAGUACUAUCAUGUACCUGUUUUGAGACAUUGAGAGACAUUUUUGUAUUUA